This is a messenger RNA of Ceutorhynchus assimilis (cabbage seed weevil), 4381 nucleotides long. The record is from the annotation of a GenBank genome assembly. NCBI's taxonomy places the organism in Eukaryota, Metazoa, Arthropoda, Insecta, Coleoptera, Curculionidae.
AGUUAUUGACAAACGAGUUUAUGUGUUACGAAAAAACUUAAAAUGCAGUCUCUCUACAUUUUUAUAUUGGUUUUAGUGGCUUUCCAAGUUUGCUAUGGCAGAGUAGUUGACGAUGCUCCAGAAAUAAACAGAAGGAUUCAUGGAUCCUAUGGUGCUUUUAGGGAUUUCACUGAUGAAGAUUGUGACAGGCCAUACCAAAAUAAAUGGAUGAGAUGUUCAGGUGGAGAGACUAAUGCGUUCAUCUAUCAUUGGAACAAUAAGUUAAAGGGAUGCGAAAGGGCGAUAUACAAGGGAUGUGGGGCCACCAGGAAUAAUUUCCUGACCGAAGCAGCAUGCAAUAAUCAAGCAAAACCAAUUUGUACUAAACAGAAAAAAACAUAAUUGUAUUGUAUUUGAAAAAUAGAAAUUUAUCUGAAAUGAAAUAGCUAUUUUCCUAACGAAAGCGUUAGGAACUAUAUUUUUUCUACGAGCGCAUUAAAGGUGAUGUUACGAAAAGUGUAAUUUGAAUAGAAUGCGACUUUGCAGAAGACUAAAAAUAUCAACCGACCUUCCUGUUUUUGGACAUGAGUAUAACACUCAAAAGGGUAACAUCCCUAAUUGACAAUUUUGCCUAGUGCCCAGUUAUUGUUCCUCCGAAUCGACCUGAUUUUGACAACUCUCAUUAUUAUUAAAUAUUCUUUUAUACCUGAAGAUGAAGCGUUGAAGCUUCGAAACCGGUAGUACAUAAAUUAAGAAUUUUUGGGAUUUUCAAGACUGUUUUUCUUCAAACCUAUCAUCUGCCCAAAAAAUGGACCACAUACAAUCCUUAUAUAUAUUAAUUAGCUUAAAUUGCAGAUAAAUUUUAGCUAAGAAAUUUUAUAAAGAGAUCCCGAGAGAGAUCCUUAUGAACUUUCUUUGCAAAUUUCUUAUUUAAACUAAGGUAAGUCAAAAAUGGCUCACGCAAAUGUGAUGAAUACCUAAGUAUAUAUUUGGAAUCAAGAAGAAUAGAUCUUUCACUUUAUCGCAUAAUAUACAGGGUGUUCCACUAAAAAAAGUCGAAGUUUUCUCUUACCAAAAAUGUAUACUUUUUAUGUAUUGUUGAAAUUAAAUUAAAAAUUAGGUUUGAAAAUAUGUCGUUAAUAUGUCAUACAGACGAGAAAAAUGUUGAUUAAGUUAAAAAUUGAGUCUGAAAAUAUGUCGUUACUACUAGAUGCCACUUUAUUUAUAUUGAAUUCAUUCACCCAGGACUGUCAGCCAGCGUAAAAUAGGAAUAUCCGACUUUUGAGGAAUGAAGGGCGAAUUUGUGCAUCCAUCUAAAAAUUGAUUUUAUAUGAUCCAAUUACCGUUGCUUUUUUUUUCAAUUUUACUUCAAUAAAAAAAUGGGGAAAUUGGUAGGUACUUGUAAUAAUUCUGCUACAUCGCAUUUCUCAGAUAAUAAUCAUUAUUAAAAAUAAAAUGAGAUAUCACUAUCCAGUUUUACAGUACAAAACACUUUGAACGAGACUUCGAAGCUGCGUAGCUAGGCAAUUCAAUUUUGAACAAAAAGUCAGCUCAAAGUACAACUUGCCUUUAACAAGGCAUAAUCCCCUUUUUCACCUAUCACACUAUUCAAACUAAUUAGGCUCCAAACCACGUGAUUUUUCAAUAUGGCGUCUGGGGGAAAAUUGACGUUUUUUUUGUUUAUCUUGAGCUUAUUUGGAAUAUUUUCGACCUAAUUACAGUUUGCUUUGUUAUAAUAUACUUUUCGAGAUGCAGAGUGAAUAUUUAAAGACUUUUAUGCAGGAAAAUCGGGAUGAGGGCGGACGGUAAAUUUGAAAAAAUAUCCAGGUGACAUUUGUUUACUUUUUGACCCACAGUUUUUACAGCAAUGAGCAAAUGAGGGCCUACAAAAGCUUAGUUUCUUACAAGUAUUCCGAAUUUGGCUUUAUUUUAGGUGCAGGAACAGUGGUACCUAGUGAAUAAUUUUCACGUUUCAAUAGGAAAAUUUUAGAACGGUGGGCACUGAAAAAAACCUGACAUCAUCCUUGUUGGAGCGCCUUCCACAAUCAACGGCAAGACACUUUUGUGGCAUUUUUAAUUAGAAAAAAUCCUAUGAAGUCAAUAAAAUAAAAAAAUAAACAGAGUUCAGUCACAAAACAACUACACAAUGCACUUUAAAAAGCUUUAAAUUCUGUACUCUCAUAUACUUACGGAAUAAUGAACGUCCGCCCCCGACGCCUUUUUCAAAUAGUUUUGACAGGUCGUUGGAAUGCCUAAUUAGCUAGUCCGACAUUCUCUGAUUUAGGACUUCGUCAACUUAAAAUAAUCCAACGAAUAUUAAGACGGUAAUAUAUGCAAGUUUGGCGAGCACGAUGCCAAAUUAUAAAAAUUUAAAAGUUUCGCCGAGCACCACACAUAUUUUGCUUUUAUUGAAUAACCCGUAAAUAGUUCGCACCAGUAUUGCCAAACUCUGGGUAAUUACUCAAAUUUUGGGUAUUUUUUCAUUAAAAUAUAAUUUCUGGGUAUUUGGGUCUAUUUUUAGUUUUUUCCUUGAAUUUGGGUAUUCCAGAUAAAACUGUUAAUUGAUUAAGAAAAACAUAUAUUUCAAUCAACGGUUGAAGUAAAACUGUAUCGCUACUUAACUUUUUGCACCAUUGAUACGGAUGUGCUGGCAAAUUGACCUAUCAGGAGCAAAAGCCAAGAACCCCAGAAAAGAAGAAGAAUACGCUAACGGAAAGUCUGAAAUUACAGAUUGUUCAUACAACAGAACAGAUAACCUCUGCAGAAAAUUUUGUUAUUCACUCAAGUAUGCGAAUCUUACAAGAGCUUGGUGAGCCUCAAAACAAUUUAAAUGCGACGUUGCAAUUUUUGGCAUUUUCAUGUUUGGACUGGAAUCAGCGCCUCGCCACGCUACCACCGUUGUUUAUUUGUUUAUUAUUAUCCCCGCCUUUUGAGUUGACAGAGAAUGUAAUUAUUUUUAUAAUUUGAUUGUACUGCUUCUGAUUGAAUAAAUUGAAAUGGAAUAAAAUUGAAACUACAAAUUUUAGGUUUGUUUGUUUGUAUUGCACUGACUUGAACUAAGCCGUAAAUAUUUCAGAUUAUGGCAGAUACACCAAGUGGGCCUUUGGAUACACCCAUAUAAAACACUCAAACGAACUCCCCAAAGCGGGAAGUGCUGCUCCGAAUAACACAAUAGUCCGGGGGCCGAGGCCCUUUUUUCCAAAUCAUUAAUAACAAGCUAGUUUUUUCAAUGAGGCUUCAUUUCACCGAGACGCCCAACUUUUUUCUCACGAAAAUUGCGAAAACAGGUAGCUAACAUACUGCGCAGGUGUGAAACAUGUCGAUUUGGUGACUAUGAAAAUUUGAUUAAUAACAGUUAGUUUUUUAGCUAAAUGUUGAGAUAAUUUUAUGAAUAAUUUGAAACAACAUUUUUUUAAUGUAGCUUAGUAAAUAUUACUACAAUUAAAUGGUUACAUUGUCCUACAAAUAAAGAGGUACAUUUAUCCAGUCCUACACUCAAAAAUUGUCGACUUCACGGUAAUACUUUAUUCAUCAAUCACCGACCGGCUAAAUCUUCUCGAGCAUCUUCGUAUUGAUAAUACGCCUAACUUUUCUAUUGCGAAAAGUUGCAAAAGUAGUAGCUACUAGAGUGAGCACUAGUGAGCAGAUGGAAAAUACCUUGAUUAGGUAAUUAUGCAAAUGUAAUUAUUAACAGUUAACAGUUAAUUUUUCAGGUGAAUAAUGAAUUUUAUAAAUAAUUCGAAAUUCGAUUUUAGCCAAAAAAUAAAUGAUUUGGUCUGCAGGGGACACUCAAAAAUGUAGCAAUUACUGGCUCAUAAAAAACGAUUUAUAACCAGUUGAUUUUUUACUACUAAAUAUAACUACAAUUACACAUUAUCCUAAAGAGGUAAGAUUCCUCAGCCCUACAUUCGAGAAUUUGGAAAAUAGCCUUAUGCAUAUUAUACGUAAAUAUGUAGGUACAGGGCUUUCAUUUCAAAACUUGCCACUCACGUUAUCUGCGUAAAGAGACAGAUUUCCAGAAAUCGCCGAAACACGUCAACAAAUUUAUUGAAGGGGUACCUUCGUUAAUUUGUUGACGUGUUCCGGCGAUUUCCAGAAAUCUGUCUCUUUAGGCAGAUAACGUGGGUGGCAAAUUUCGAAAUGAUAGCCCCUGUAUGUACAUGUACGUACACAGAUGCGUGUAUAACAGUAUAUGUGUUAUGUGUAUGUACACACACGAAUUGACGCGCAUGCUCGUAAAUAACACAGUAUCGUAGUAUAGGGUGAUUUAAAAAGCGCGCCAGAUUUGAAUUGCUCGAAAGGGAGUUUUGGCAUGCCAUCAAAGUAGAGGGGGCCAUGCCCUUUGUCAUUUUCCAUACCCAAAUUGAGAAGGUUUGAUCCAACCGGUUCAUCUUAAUUCUAA